AAAUGCUCCUGCCUGACCGCAGCUCUGCGCAUCCGUAACCGGAUCUGAGGCCCGCGGUCAGGGGCCAACAGAUGGGCUCCAUCAGGGGCGGCACUUGGUCGGAGUGUGAAGGGCCCCACGUGUGCUCCUCUCUGCGGCGACAGGAGAACGGGACGGCCCGGGAACGCGCAGUGUGUCAGGCACACGUUCAGGUGGCCCGUCUCCCGACAAAUACCUGCGAAGCCCAGCUCUGUGCAGACGCCACACCGGGUGCCGUGUGUACAGCCGCGGAGAAGCCAGCAGCCCAGAUCGCUGCCUCUUAAGGUGCUGACCGGUUCCCCUGGGCCACAGCCCCGCAGCCAGAACAGCAAAGCGUCGGUGGCAAGAACAUCCCCCUGGAUCCAAGCCCAGCUGUGAGACCCGGGACAGGCCUCCUGGCGGGCUCUCCCCGCCUCCUCCAGCUCAUAGAGACACAGCCACACGCGCCUGCUGCGGCCGCCUGCCCCAGAGCUCCCGCCUGCCCAUGGAGAUGCCUGCCCCUGUCCUGGCAUUGGUGAGAGGCCAGGCGCUGCCGGCCUUCCUGCUCUGCGCCACGCUGCUGGUCAUCAAGAUGUGCAUUGUGGCCAUCAUCACGGGCCAAGUGAGGCUUCGGAAGAAGGCUUUUGCCAACCCCGAGGAUGCCCUGAGACACGGAGGCCUCCAGUACUGCCGGAGUGACCAGGACGUAGAUCGCUGCCUCAGAGCCCACCGGAAUGACAUGGAGACCAUCUACCCCUUCCUGUUCCUGGGCCUCGUUUACUCCUUCCUGGGGCCUGACCCCUUCAUCGCCCGGAUGCACUUCCUCGUCUUCUUCCUGGGCCGCGUGGUGCACACCGUGGCCUAUCUGGGCAAGCUUCGGGCACCCACCCGCUCCCUGGCCUACACCCUGGCCCAGCUCCCCUGUGCCUCCAUGGCCUUCCAGAUCGUCUGGGAAGCUGCCUGCCACCUGUGACCAGCAGCCGACAACUGCUCAGCCAGCAGACCGCUGGCCGCGAGCCCCCGUGACUGUACCCGGAGGGCGCUGGGCGGCCCUUGGAGAUUGUGCUCAGCCCAGGGACCCGGUUUCUUGGCAACCCACCGAGCGCGGGAUUCUGGGCUCCGCGGGCCUGUGUGUGUUUGCCUAUGUGUGUGCACGCGUGUGGGCGGGCGUGCCUCUCGGACUCCUGGGUGGAGUGGCUGCCCGGACCGUGUGGAGAUGGCUUCUCAAGACUGACAGAAAAAUCCUCCCACUCGAGCACCAGCGCAUUAAAAGCCAUGUUCCUUCUCCGUC
Neofelis nebulosa (Clouded leopard) is the source of this 1288-nucleotide messenger RNA. It is a transcript of the gene PTGES, whose product is annotated as prostaglandin E synthase. Gene Ontology annotation, molecular function: prostaglandin-E synthase activity. The record is from RefSeq and is a predicted model, not a curated record. The transcript is spliced from 5 exons. Bases 503 to 970 code for a protein of 155 amino acids. Gene Ontology annotation, biological process: prostaglandin biosynthetic process. Gene Ontology annotation, cellular component: membrane. NCBI's taxonomy places the organism in Eukaryota, Metazoa, Chordata, Mammalia, Carnivora, Felidae.